CGGCCAUCAAUGACCAAGAUCUUCUCCUCAUGAGUGCUAAAAAGUAGCCCCUUUUUAUUUUUAAAAUUAGGUGAGAUCUUAAAAAUGAAUGAUCCUGGAAAUCCCACUUAAAAGCUUACAGGGAUCACUAAUUUAUUUAAACAGUUUUUUUCUAAUUUUAAAUAUUAAUUUUUUUCUUCAAGAGACACUGAACCGGUGGAAAUAAAAACAAAAAACAGUUGGGUGUUCGUUUUUUACACUCUUUUUUUUGUAAACGAAUGGCAUUUGGUCCGUACACGUGUCUCUCAACGGCCCCAUAAAUGGACUAGGGAAGAAGGCCCUUUUGACCGUCAGACCGAAGUACAGUGCAAGAGCUGGUAACUUUCAACUACUGCUCUUGAUCAGACCUACAACUAUAUAACACGUGUCACUAUGAUGCUUUGAUGUGACCCAUACAGGGUUGAGAUUGGAAGUCAGACCGACCUUUCUUCAGUUCUUUAGAUAUUAGCCUGCUGAAGAACUCGAAGGCGCUAACUGAGACAGCAUAUAAGUUGAUUUUUCCGGAAAACAGAUAUGUUUAAGAGAAAUUUUGCAAAGCUUAACCAGGCCAUGGGAUUUCAAAGAUCUUCCAACAGGCAAAAGGUGCAGCCUGGUGUUAGUGAUCUCUCUUCAAAUGAGAGAGCACCAAAUUCGUGUCAUCCUGUAAUCAAUGGAUCAGCUGUUUCUGAUGAUGCAAAUUACAGUUCAUGGAUGGUGGACCAUCCUUCUGCAUUGACCUCAUUUGAUCAGAUGAUGAAAGAUGCAAGGGGGAAGAAGAUCGUCGUGUUUUUAGACUACGACGGAACUCUCUCGCCGAUUGUAAAUGAUCCUGAUCGUGCUUUCAUGUCUGAUGAGAUGCGUGCAGCAGUUCGUGAAGUUGCAAAAUACUUUCCAACAGCUAUAAUCAGUGGUAGAAGCAGAGAUAAGGUGAAAGGAUUUGUUCAGUUGAAUAACAUAUAUUAUGCUGGAAGCCAUGGGAUGGACAUUAUGGCACCACCUAGGCCUGUUAGGUCUAGUGAUGGGAAAUAUCAUACUGUAUCCCUUGACAGAAAGGGCAAUGAAGCUGUCUUUCAACCUGCUCAGAAAUUCUUACCUUCAAUUCAAAAGAUUCUGAAAGAACUGGAAGAGGCAAUUAUGAAAAUACAAGGUGCCAGGGUAGAAAACAACAGAUUUUGUGUCUCUGUACAUUUUCGACAAGUUCGAGAUGAGGAUUAUGGGAUCUUAGAGGAGAAGGUGAAGUCUAUUCUGAAACACUAUCCAGACUUUCGUUUGGGUUGGGGUAAGAAGGUUAUGGAAAUACGACCAUCAAUAGAAUGGGACAAAGGCAACGCCCUAGAAUAUUUGCUCGAUACUCUAGGGUUAGGCAACUGCACCGAUGUUCUCCCGGUUUAUAUCGGAGAUGACCGGACAGAUGAAGAUGCUUUCAAGGUGAUUCAAAAGAGAGGCCAAGGGUAUCCAAUCGUGGUAGCGUCCAGUCCGAAGGAUACGAAAGCUUCCUACUCCCUCCAUGACCCGUCGGAAGUCUUGACUUUCUUGCUGCGUCUAGCAAGGUGGAGGAAGGCCUCUAGUUCGAGCAGGUCACUGUCUCAGAUCUGGGGCGUGGGUAGCUAAAAGUCGAGACAAGUCUUGUGCGGAGAGGAAUUUUGGAUGGAAAUAGAGAUGUGUUUAUACAUGCAGGGAGGAAAGCCAGGAGCCAUUUUAUUUGUUGUUUUGUAUAGCAGUAUCAUAUGCUCACGGCUUGUAAAUUAGCCAAUAUAAAUAAAGAAAAUGUUUGUGAAUGACUGCAUCUUGACUCACCCAGAUUGUAUCAAAACCCAGUAGUUUACUUCACCACAUUAAUGUCGAAAAAAAUCUUUUAACUGUUUUAAAA
Molecule: messenger RNA, 1888 nt
Organism: Populus trichocarpa (black cottonwood)
Lineage: Eukaryota; Viridiplantae; Streptophyta; Magnoliopsida; Malpighiales; Salicaceae
Product: probable trehalose-phosphate phosphatase 4
Exons: 10
Coding region: 553-1629 (358 amino acids)
Biological process (GO): trehalose biosynthetic process
Molecular function (GO): trehalose-phosphatase activity
Source: RefSeq, a predicted model, not a curated record